Vanessa atalanta (red admiral) is the source of this 3922-nucleotide messenger RNA. RefSeq names its product amidophosphoribosyltransferase-like. Lineage: Eukaryota; Metazoa; Arthropoda; Insecta; Lepidoptera; Nymphalidae. The coding region runs from base 157 to 1875 and encodes 572 amino acids. Gene Ontology annotation, molecular function: amidophosphoribosyltransferase activity. The record is from RefSeq and is a predicted model, not a curated record. Gene Ontology annotation, biological process: purine nucleotide biosynthetic process; purine nucleobase biosynthetic process. The transcript has 14 exons.
CGCGCAGUUGCUUUCAAUUCAAAUUCAAAUAAUGUAUGGCCAUUCAAUUAUUUCUUGAUACUUGUCACUCAACUACGCUCCGACAAGAUCGUUGUUGUUUUUAAUUAUAACUUAAGUUUGUUCUAAUUGUGUAUAGUUUUAUCACUAAGAUAAAUCAUGGACGGUCCCGCAGGACCAUCGCCAUGUCAGCUACGAAAGGGAAGAGACGAAACCAUGGAACGAUUGAGCGCUAAUGACAGUGGCAGUUGUCAGAAUGACAGCUGUCAGUGUGACAGAACACAGAACGAAGUCAAAAUAAAUAGCAAGAGGUUUGGCAGGGGAGCAAUAGAAUCAGGUUUAACACACGAAUGCGGCGUGUUCGGCGCAAUCGGCACAGGGGAAUGGCCGACUCAAGUGGACGUAGCACAAGUUAUAUGCCUCGGGCUUGUCGCGCUGCAGCACCGAGGUCAGGAAUCAGCGGGUAUAGUGACGUCAGAGGGCAAGAGCGCACGCACGUUCAACACACACAAGGGCAUGGGUCUUAUCAAUAACAUAUUUAAUGACGAAGCCAUGAGGAAGCUAAAGGGCAACCUUGGAAUUGGACACACGCGGUACUCGACAUCAGCCGCGUCCGAGGAGGUGAACUGUCAGCCGUUCGUGGUGCACACCGCGCACGGGGCGCUGGCCGUCGCGCACAAUGGCGAGCUCGUCAAUUGCAGCAGCCUACGAAAGAUGGUGUUAGGUCGAGGAGUGGGACUAUCCACACAUUCAGACUCCGAACUGAUCACACAAGCUCUGUGUCUGAACCCACCGGAGGGAGAGACCAAUGGCCCCGACUGGCCCGCUAGGAUCAACCAUCUUAUGAGGCUAGCACCUCUAAGUUAUUCCCUAGUAAUAAUGCUCAAAGACAAGAUAUACGCAGUGCGGGAUCCGUACGGCAACAGACCUCUCUGCCUUGGCAAGAUUCUUCCAUUGGGUUCCUCAUAUGUCUACAAAUCGUCAUCAUCGAAGCAUGCGGCUGUCCUUAUGAAUGGUUCUGCGAAGAACGGCGUGGAGGACAGGGCUGAAGGCUGGGUCGUGUCAUCUGAAUCCUGUGGAUUCCUUUCUAUCGGCGCGCGCUACGUGCGCGAGGUGCUGCCCGGCGAGAUCAUCGAGAUGUCGCGGCACGGCGUGCGCACCGUGGACGUGGUGGAGCGCCCCGCCGACAAGCACCAGGCCUUCUGCAUCUUCGAGUACGUGUACUUCGCGCGGGCCGACAGCAUCUUCGAGGGUCAGAUGGUGUACUCGGCGCGCCUGCAGUGCGGCCGCAUGUUGGCGCGCGAGUCGCCCGUGGACGCCGACAUCGUGUCGUCCGUGCCGGAGUCCGGCACCGCCGCCGCGCACGGAUACGCACGACAGUCGGGGAUACCCUUCAUGGAGGUCCUGUGCAAGAACCGAUACGUCGGCAGAACGUUCAUCCAGCCCUCGACGAGACUGCGCCAGCUGGGCGUCGCUAAGAAGUUUGGUGCGCUGUCGGAGAAUGUGCGCGGGAAACGGAUCGUGCUCAUAGACGACUCGAUCGUGCGAGGAAACACGAUUGGACCGAUUAUCAAGUUGUUGAGGGACGCGGGAGCGGCUGAGGUACACAUAAGGAUAGCAUCCCCGCCCCUCAAGUACCCUUGCUAUAUGGGCAUAAAUAUCCCAACGAGAGAGGAGCUCAUUGCUAACAAAAUGGACUCAUUUAAACUUGCUGAACAUGUCGGCGCCGACAGUCUCGAAUACCUGAGCGUGGAGGGUCUAGUGAGCGCGAUCCACUACAACAUGAAGGUGACGCCCAGCGACGGAGUGGGCGGCCACUGCACCGCGUGCCUCACCGGGGAGUACCCGGGCGGCCUGCCCGAUGACGUCGACUGGUGAAAAUAGAACUAAUUCUGUUUGCAGUAAGGAGCAGUUUCUCGUAACAUAAGUGUAACAAUGACGUCGUUUUCGGCGGUUAUUAGUGAGUACGGAGCGAUAUAAUAAGGUCUACAGAGCAAAAACAAACGUGAAAUAUGAUAUGUUUACUCUUCCUUUAUAUACAUAAUUGUAGUACAACAGAAUACUUAAUAAUACUUCCAGGACGUUUUUAUAUACUCUGUGGAAGUCCAUAGAUAUUUUUAAAAAGUACACAAGAUAUGUUGUGAAAUAGUUACAUGGUAUGUUUAUAUAGUAAUAAUACGGUAAACAAUUUAAAAUAAAAUACCUCUUAUUUGAAUAUCACAUAAUAAUACUCAAAUAUUGCAAAAUAAAAUACCGAAACUCUUAUAUGUUAAUGUAAUAAAUCUGGUACUAACAUAUUUCUGUCCUUUGUAUUGGGUACCAUUCAUUUAUUACGUAAGACUAUUUUCGCUUCUUUUUGACCCCCUCCCCCCUAAUAUAAGAAAAAAUAAGAACUGGCCGACCCCCUCCCUCCCUGUUUAAAAUUUAUUUCGUAAGAAUCUAAAGGAGAAAAUGAAUACACGUUUGGUUUAUUUUACUGUUUAUUUUUCAAUGUAACAACUUUUUGAAAUGUGUUUAUUUGUAAUUUCAAAGAUUCUAAAGUUACGCAUCCGAACCUCAGCUAUCGCGUGGUUUCCCGCGUUUUAACAAAUAAUUUUAUUUUUUUUGAUCUUACGUAAGAAUUAUCGAAACUCCUUCCCACCCCUUUGUAAGAAAACAUAAAACAUGUUCGACCCCCCUCCCCCCGAAAUCGUCUUACGUAAAAAAGGAAUAGCCCCUUGUCUAUAAUAUUAUAAACAGUUGUUUUCAAAGAUAAAUAUUAUUUUUUCAUAAAAUUACUUUAUUAAAUAUGAAAUUUAAUAUUUUGGGUUUUAUGAUUUAAAACCAAAUAAUAUCGAAUGUAAGUAAGUAUUGGAAUCUAUAAGUUACUUAAACUUCACGAAUAAUAUUCUCGGUAAUAAAGUACAAAGACGAUUGAAAUAAUUAAAAAAUACGAAUGGAUUUCAGAGGUUUUACUGAUUUUAAAGGAAAUUCUUACUAAAAUUCUAAUAGCUCUACAGUUAUCUUAGUUUUAUACAAAAGACUAACGUUUUUACCUAAAAAUAAACUAUAGCGAAUAGGGACCAGAUAUUUGAAUAUCAGCCAUUCUGCAUUUAGUUAAUAUUACAUUGGUGUAAAUUUGCGUUCGAAAAAGAAAAUAUUAAAAAAAAUAUAAUUAUGUUUAGUUCUAAAUUUAAUUAUAAUUGCGCAUAAUUUUAUGUGUAUUAUGUAAUAUGAAUAAUGUUUUGUUUUUCUUAUAUAAAUCUAAUUCUUUUAUAUAUUAAGGUUGUAUUUUAAAGUUUAUAGUUCUAUUUCUUUAGAUUUAUUCUUUUUUAGUCGUGCUGGUUUCGACGAAUAUAUUAUUAAUGUUUAGAAAUUUAAAGGGAUGAUUUCGCGCAAUAUUGUUGAAUGAGUAACGAGCAAGUUUCUCCUUAUCCUGAAGUUCCUUUUUAUUGGCGUCCUUUUCCUUCAUAGCGAUAUUAUAGUUAGCGCGAAUAAGACGCAUAUACUCUAUUGUUUAAUGAAAUUUAUAUUUUAAUUGUAUUCUUUAGAUCAAUCUGUAUCAAAUUCAAAAGGUAACAGUAGUUUGUUAAAAAAAAGUUUAUAUUAUAUAAAACAAAUGUUAUAUUAAUAACUAUUAUUAUAAAAGUUUAGUUAGUCAUGGACUUCCCGAUAAGAAUAUAUAUUUGAUUUACAGGAAAGAUUUAUGGUCAAUUUAUGUCUACAUAGUUGGUCCAUGGAAAACUAAAUUGUCAUCUGGAUAGUUCAUUAUUCGAUUGUUUGAUUUUCUGUUGGCUUAAAUAAGUUCUCGAAUAUAGUUCCUUAUCGAAUAGGAUAGAUCUGAAUUGUUUUCUGUCUUAUAAAAUAGAACUAAGAGUAUUUACAAUGUACAUUCCGAUGUUUUAUUUGAUAGAAUUUAUAAUAAAUAAAUAUUUUAGGGACACUU